AUGCAGGCACAAAGUCUGUCGAAGAAUCGUGUGUCGGUCGGUUACACGAUUAUACCGCUAAACGUACCAGAUUUCUACAAAUAUAGAACAAGUGUAAUUGCCUACGAAACCUCGAAUGUAUCCCGAACGAAUACAUUUGGUUGCGAAGGUGGUGGUGCACUAGUGCCGACGCGGGGAGAUUCACCUUCACCUAGACCUUUCUUUCACCAUGUAAGGGGGGAUUUGUAUAUAAAAGCUCUCUUCUGGGUAGCAAACGCAUCAGAGAACCACAAUUUCACUCACAUACCCGUUCCUCACUUGACCGACACGACACGAGUAGCCUAUCGAGACGACACUUUGUUUAGAAUCAACAUGAGAUCGUUAGUGAUUUUGAUCCUCGUAGCCGUGGCCAUUUCCAGCGUCUCGUGCAGAGAGGCGAAGGGAGGGAAACGAUCGUUGAGACUGGUCCCGUCUAAAGGGAAGCGUGGCAUCGUCGAGUACUCCGGAGGAUCGUCGUCUUACAACUCGCCUCUCAUAAGCUCUGGAUACAGCGGCGGAUACUCGUUGGGCCAUUCCUCGUCGGGUAUCCAAAGUUUAGGGGGCGGUUCGAUGGGAUACACCCUGGGAUCCGGAGGACUGGGUCUGAGCUCUGGACUGGGCCACAAUUUCGCCGUUCAAGGGAUCACGUUGGGAGGGCAACACUUCGGAGGCUACUCCUCGCCAGGUCUCGCCUCUCUCGGCGGCGGAGGAGCUCUGUUCGGCCCGCCGUCCAAAAAUGGACCGGUCACCUUUGGCAUCCACGGCGGAGGUGGAGGCUCGUCCUCGGCUCCGAUCUACGCGACAGGACUGUACGGCGGCGGCUCUUCUCAGACCGGGAUCAGCCUUUCGUCGAUGCUAGGAUCCGGCUACGGCCUACCAGCUUCGUCCACGGGUCACGGCAUGUCGUCCAUCCAUUCCAUCUCGCCGGGUUACGCGGCCAGCGGGGGUUUGGUAAUCGAUUCCAGCUCUCUUGGAAAAGGAUCCUCGAGCUACACCCUCUCCUCCUCUCACGGAGGCUCGUCCACCGGCAGCUCCUCCAGCUACGCUCUCCCGAUAUCCUCGAGCUCUCAUUCCGGAAUUUCUGCCCUUCACUCCGGUUCCACGGGUGGCUACUCUCUGCCAGUCUCCUCCGGAUCCUCGAUAGGGGGCCACAUAGGCCUUUCUGGCGGAUCCUCGGACAGCUACUCCCUUCCCGCCUCGUCUGUCUCCACCUCGCACUCCUACAUACCAGUUUCGUCCGACACCUCCUCCUCCUCCUCCUCCUCUUCGUCUUCAUCCUCAUCCUCCUACUCUUCGGGAAGUUCCAGCUACUCGAGUCCAUCCUCCAGCUAUUCCGUUCCCGCUUCCGGUUAUUCCGGAUCUGUCUCCAGUUACUCGAGCCCAACCUCGUCCUAUUCCGGCUCCGGUUAUUCCAGCGCAUCGAGCAGCUAUUCACCCACCUAUUCGGCCCCUUCCACGUCGUACGGUACUCCGAUAGAGUCUCACGGCUCGUACUCGAGUCUGAGCCCCAGAUACGUGGAGUAUCCCGGGGUAUCGAAGAGCUACGAAGAUUCGUCGAGCAACAAAUACGACACUAUCUCGUAUUCGAGUCCAAGUGGGAAAUAUUAAUGUCGCAUCGAUCGAGAGACGCGGAAUU
This is a messenger RNA of Apis florea (little honeybee), 1654 nucleotides long. RefSeq lists its product as uncharacterized. The record is from RefSeq and is a predicted model, not a curated record. Lineage: Eukaryota; Metazoa; Arthropoda; Insecta; Hymenoptera; Apidae.